Messenger RNA from Umbelopsis ramanniana AG, 1192 nucleotides. RefSeq lists its product as uncharacterized. NCBI's taxonomy places the organism in Eukaryota, Fungi, Mucoromycota, Umbelopsidomycetes, Umbelopsidales, Umbelopsidaceae. The transcript has a single exon. The coding region runs from base 1 to 1071 and encodes 356 amino acids. The record is from RefSeq and is a predicted model, not a curated record.
AUGGACGUUCUAUAUCCAAAAGACUUUGAUCUUACUUCUAUCGAAAAAUGUAUGAUGGACUAUGACUGCCACUUCAUCGCAUACGAAGAUGACGAAGCAAUCAAUUCCAGACUAGGCACGAAUUUCGUAAUUCUACAAGAAACAUGCUUCAUUGUUCAUGUUGGUGGUGCUACUACUGGUUCUGGUAACGAAGAAUUCAAGUGUGACUACGAUUGUCGCAAUCGUGUCAUGAAGGACUUGCACCCAAAGAAAGGAGAAAAAUUUCGCGGCAUCUCCGCUACGAGAGGUACUGAUGGUAUCUAUUACAACAAUGCAGCACCUUAUCUUCUCUUUACAAACGAAUGCAUAAGAGGAUACGCAGGUACGGAUAAUACCAUCAUUGCCAACUAUACACGAGUCGAUAUACCCAAUUUUGCAGAAAUAGCCAAGUCCAAGCGGUGUAACGAAAAGUUCUUUGAUGUAUACCUUGGGAAUGAUGACUACAUAUGCUGUAAUAGGCAAACUCUCGAAACAUACGUAUACACAUCAGUGACCAAACAUCGUGUCAUUCAGAUACUAUGUAGCGAGUCGGACGAUCCGUUUCAUCAAUUGAAAUCUGAAGACGAAAAGCUCAAAUUGAGCAAGCCUCUACCAAGGAACUCCUCCGACUUUCAUUUGAAAGACAUUGAAGGACAUACUGUAGAAGAAAAUACUGACUACUAUCUGGAAAUAUACGAUCACGAUGAUGAUGUUCUGGAUAUGUAUGAAGAUGAACUUUGGUCAAGAUACUAUGAAUACCAAAUUGAACAAACAAUCGUUCAAUGUUCCAUUGUAAAUGGAAUACAUUAUCUUGUUUAUGGAAACAAAUACCUUCACGUUGCGGAUGAAAGUAAUGCAAUAACACUUUCUAACCAAGUACCAUAUCAGCACCAGAGAUUACAAUUCCAAUUCACUGAAAAUAAUACUUUCCGAACUGUUCAAUGGAACCAAUGCAUCUUUCUCAUACUCAACAUAUUAACGUGUUCUAGUGGGUCAGUGCAAUUCACGGCAGAUGAUGGUCCACCUCUGGAGCUUUACUUGAAAAGAGUCUAAAAUACAUUCUAAAACUACUGAACAUUGAAAUUUAGCUGCCAAGUAAAGUAAAUACAUAAAAUAUAUGGCACACGGACUCUCAAAACAUAUGACUAUAGGUCAGUGGGCUAAUAUCCGCAAG